UAAUAGCAUUAAUAACGAUGAUACAAUCACAACUUCUCAACAAGAUAUGCAAAUGCAAAACCUGCAUCACAAUAUGUCAAACACAAAAACUAUUAUACCAAUGAUGAUGAAAGUUUUCCCUGAUUCACCUUUUCAUGAAGAAGGACAACAACAACAACAGU
Ambispora leptoticha is the source of this 161-nucleotide messenger RNA. The record is from the annotation of a GenBank genome assembly. Lineage: Eukaryota; Fungi; Glomeromycota; Glomeromycetes; Archaeosporales; Ambisporaceae.